AGUUUGCCAGACAGGCAAGAUGAGGUAGAUGUCUCAGAUGGAGAGAACAGCUUACCCAGAGCUACACACAUGUGAAACAACAGGUCCAGGGGUUUGAUGAGGCUAUGGCUGGGUGUGAGGUGUACUGUGGUUGAGUAAUAAAGCUGGAAAAGGUAGUAGGGACCAGAUCAUGUAGGGUAAUGGAGGGUUAGAGACCCAGGCCAUUUGGAAGAAGCUAAAGGUAGAGGUAGCAAAUCUGUUAUUAGCAAGGACAUUGUCACCACCUUGUGAACACUGAUGGCAGCAUGAACAUGGGAGGAAAACAACGGGGGCUGCUGUAUGGAGCCUGGUCUGGAAACAAGUUGGCUGACAUACUCUCUGCCCAGCCCACAGCCAUGGCCACGAUGGUGGCCCAGAAGCUCAGCCACCUCCUGCCCAGCCUGCGGCAGGUCCACCAGGAGCCUCAGCCCUCUGCGCCACCAGAGCCUGUGUUCACCGUGGAUCGAGCCGAGGUGCCGCCCCUCUUCUGGAAGCCGUACAUCUACGUGGGCUACCGGCCGCUGCAUCGAACCUGGCGCUUCUACUUCCGCACGCUGUUCCAGCAGCACAACGAGGCGGUGAACGUCUGGACCCACCUGCUGGCCGCCCUGGUGCUGCUGCUGCGGCUUGCCAUUUUUGUGGGCACUGUGGACUUCUGGGGAGACCCGCAUGCCCAGCCCCUCUUCAUCAUCGUCCUCGCCUCCUUCACCUACCUCUCCCUCAGCGCCUUGGCUCACCUCCUGCAGGCCAAGUCCGAGUUCUGGCAUUACAGCUUCUUCUUCCUGGACUAUGUGGGUGUGGCCGUGUACCAGUUUGGCAGCGCCCUGGCGCACUUCUACUAUGCCAUUGAGCCCGCUUGGCACGCCCAAGUGCAGACCAUCUUCCUGCCUACGGCUGCCUUUCUUGCCUGGCUUUCCUGCACUGGCUCCUGCUACAACAAGUACAUCCAGAAGCCUGGGCUGCUGGGCCGCACUUGCCAGGAGGUACCCUCAGCACUGGCCUACGCCCUGGACAUCAGCCCCGUGGCGCACCGCAUCCUUGUGUCCCCCGACCCUGCCACAGACGACCCGGCUCUUCUCUACCACAAAUGCCAGGUGGUCUUCUUUCUGUUGGCCGCGGCUUUCUUCUCUGCCUUCGUGCCUGAGCGCUGGUUCCCUGGCAGCUGCCAUGUCUUUGGGCAGGGCCACCAGCUCUUCCAUGUCUUUUUGGUACUGUGCACGCUGGCCCAGCUGGAGGCCGUGGCGCUGGACUAUGAGGCCCGGCGGUCCAUCUAUGAGCCUCUGCACACCCGCUGGCCCCAUAACUUCUCCGGCCUCUUCUUGCUCACUGUAGGCAGCAGCAUCCUCACCGCAUUCCUCCUGAGCCAGCUGGUACGGCGCAAACUUGAUCUUGAUCGGAAGACUCACUGAAGGGGGUGGCACCUGGUAGGGAGGGAGGUAUAGUGGGGGCCCAAGGGUCCGGAUGGGAACAGAUGGGAAUAGAUGGGAACCUUGGCUCUGGAUGGGAACAAGUCCUGGUAAAGUUGUUUGUGUCUGG
Molecule: messenger RNA, 1554 nt
Organism: Odocoileus virginianus texanus
Lineage: Eukaryota; Metazoa; Chordata; Mammalia; Artiodactyla; Cervidae
Gene: PAQR7
Product: progestin and adipoQ receptor family member 7
Biological process (GO): response to steroid hormone
Cellular component (GO): plasma membrane
Molecular function (GO): steroid binding; nuclear steroid receptor activity
Source: RefSeq, a predicted model, not a curated record